Molecule: messenger RNA, 826 nt
Organism: Leguminivora glycinivorella
Lineage: Eukaryota; Metazoa; Arthropoda; Insecta; Lepidoptera; Tortricidae
Product: general odorant-binding protein 2-like
Exons: 3
Coding region: 10-507 (165 amino acids)
Molecular function (GO): odorant binding
Source: RefSeq, a predicted model, not a curated record
GUUUUCAAAAUGGCGCUGUGGUGGGUGGUGUUGGCUCUGGUACUGGCUGCUGGGGCUGGGGAGAUAGAUGCGGCGUCAGAGCACUCCAUAACUAUGAGUAAUGUCAACGCGCAUUAUGGGAAGACUUUGGAGAUGUGUCGGGAGGAGGCCCAAAUAUCCCGCGAAGUCAUGCCAGAGUGGCACCACAUCUGGGAUGAUGACUUCGAGGUGACCCAGCGAGAGAUCGGCUGCGCUAUCAUCUGCAUGUCGCACAAGUUCUCCUUGCUGCAAGACGAUAACCGCAUGCACCAUGACAGCAUGUUUGAUUAUAUCAGGAGUUUUGAUGAUGGUGACGCCCUCUCAGCAAAAGUAGUAGAACUAUUCCACAACUGUGAGAAACAGUUCGAGCACAUGGAAGACGACUGCAGCCGUGUCACCAAGGUCAUGGCGUGUUUCAAGGUCGACGCCAAGAAAGCCGGCAUCGCCCCUGAGGUCGCCAUGAUUGAAGCAGUUUUGGAGAAGUAUUAAGACCAAACGGCAUUAUUUGAAACUCGAAAUGACCCGCAAUUGCAAAGGAUAAAAUUGAAUGAUCUUGUAUAGUAUAGCCUUCUCUGAUUAUGUUUAAUAUAUCAUUAUUAACUUUGUUUUGAUAGAAUAAGUGAAAUUAUACUGACAACCAAGGUAUUAGAACUAUUGUUACACCACUGUGAGAAAUAGUUCGAGCACAUGGAAGACGACUGCAGCCGCGUCACCAAGGUCGUGGCAUUUUCAAGGUCAAAGCCAAGAAAGCCGUCAUCUCGCCUGAAUUCGCCAUGAUUGAGGCUGUGCUGGAGAAGUAUUAAGACCA